Messenger RNA from Helobdella robusta, 351 nucleotides. RefSeq lists its product as hypothetical. The annotation marks the transcript as partial. Lineage: Eukaryota; Metazoa; Annelida; Clitellata; Rhynchobdellida; Glossiphoniidae. The record is from RefSeq and is a predicted model, not a curated record. Gene Ontology annotation, molecular function: calcium ion binding. The transcript has 2 exons.
UUUUCCAGGUGUAUAGACAAUCCCUGCCACGAUGGAGCAACCUGUCUAGACUCUGACCAGGGCUACAAGUGCAAAUGUCCUGAUUGGAUGACAGGGACUGGGGAGAGAGGACAAGGAUGUACCGCCAUUGCUAAAGAAACCUGCACCCCAAGCCCGUGCUACGCUAAUGUUCAGUGCACUAUGAAUGACACGUUGGGGCCCGUUUGCGGUCCCUGUCCCAAUGGUUUGAAGGGGGAUGGAUACGUCUGUAACGAUAUUGACGAGUGUAAAGAUUACCAGCCCUGUGACCCGCUAACGAAGUGCACCAACCAUCACGGUGGAUUCACCUGCUCCGACUGCCCGUCUGGUUUC